AUGGAGCCCCCGCGCGCGCCCGCUCUGCGCCGCCUGCUGCCGCCGCUGCUGCUCCUGCUGCUGCCACUGCCCCCCCGCGCCCGGGCCAAGUACGUGCGGGGCAACCUCAGCUCCAAGGAGGACUGGGUGUUCCUGACGAGAUUUUGCUUCCUCUCGGAUUAUGGCCGACUGGACUUCCGUUUCCGAUACCCUGAGGCCAAGUGCUGUCAGAACAUCCUCCUCUAUUUUGACGACCUAUCCCAGUGGCCAGCCGUGUACAAGGCAGGGGACAAGGACUGCCUGGCCAAGGAGUCAGUGAUCAGGCCGGAGAACAACCAGGUCAUCAACCUCACCACCCAGUAUGCCUGGUCAGGCUGUCAGGUGGUGUCAGAGGAGGGAACCCGCUACCUGAGCUGCUCCAGCGGCCGCAGCUUCCGCUCAGUGCGUGAAAGGUGGUGGUACAUCGCACUCAGCAAGUGUGGGGUAAGGGGCUGGGCUGGCCACCCGGACCUUCUCCUCCUUGCCUUCCUGCUGACCCCCUACCUGCCCAGAGACCCCCUUAGGCCUCCACACUCCCCACAGGGAGAUGGGCUGCAGCUGGAGUAUGAGAUGGUCCUCACCAAUGGCAAGUCCUUCUGGACGCGGCAUUUCUCAGCCGAUGAGUUUGGGAUCCUGGAGACAGAUGUGACUUUCCUCCUCAUCUUCAUCCUCAUCUUCUUCCUCUCCUGUUACUUUGGAUAUUUGCUGAAAGGUCGUCAGUUGCUCCACACGACUUAUAAAAUGUUCAUGGCCGCAGCAGGAGUGGAGGUCCUGAGCCUCCUGUUUUUCUGCAUCUACUGGGGCCAGUAUGCCACUGAUGGCAUUGGCAACGAGAGUCUGAAGAUCUUGGCCAAGCUGCUCUUCUCCUCCAGCUUCCUCAUCUUCCUGCUGAUGCUCAUCCUUCUGGGGAAGGGAUUCACGGUGACACGGGGCCGCAUCAGCCAUUCGGGCUCUGUGAAGUUGUCUGUCUACAUGACCUUGUACACUCUUACCCACGUGGUGCUGCUCAUCUAUGAGGCUGAGUUCUUUGACCCGGGCCAGGUACUGUACACGUAUGAGUCACCGGCGGGCUACGGGCUCAUCGGGCUGCAGGUGGCAGCUUACGUGUGGUUCUGCUAUGCUGUGCUCAUCUCCUUGCGUCACUUCCCGGAGAAGCAGCCCUUUUACGUGCCCUUCUUUGCUGCCUACACCCUCUGGUUCUUUGCAGUUCCUGUCAUGGCCCUGAUCGCCAACUUUGGGAUCCCCAAGUGGGCCCGGGAGAAGAUUGUUAACGGCAUCCAGCUGGGGAUCCAUUUGUAUGCCCAUGGCGUGUUCCUGAUCAUGACACGCCCAUCGGCCGCCAACAAGAACUUCCCGUACCACGUGCGCACGUCGCAGAUCGCCUCAGCCGGGGUCCCGGGCCCGGGACGGAGCCAAUCCUCGGACAAGGCCUUCCCGGAGCACGUCUAUGGGAAUGUGACGUUCAUCAGCGACUCGGUGCCCAACUUCACGGAGCUCUUCUCCAUCCCCCCGCCCGCCUCCUCCGCCGGGAAGCAGGUGGAGGAGACGGCGGUGGCGGCGGCGGUGGCCCCGAGGGGCCGCGUGGUGACCAUGGCCGAUCCGGGCGCGGCCUCCCCGCCCCCUCCCGCUCGGUUCCCCAAGGCGGCCGACCCGAGCUGGGAUGGCCCGACGCCGCCCUACCAGCCGCUCGUGCCCCAGACGGCGGCGCCGCACACCGGCUUCACCGAAUACUUCAGCAUGCACACGGCCGGGGGCACCGCACCCCCGGUCUGAGCACCCCUGCCCGCCCCUGUCCCAUCGGCCGCGCGCCGGGCCCCGGCCGGGCUCCGGACCCCCGCUCUAUCCCGGCCCCAGGGCUCGGUCAUUCCAGGCCUUCCCGACCCUCCCCACCCCGCGCGCCCAGGUAGGGGUGCGUAGUGUCCCGCUCCCGCCCCUUCCCCCGACUCUUGUGCCAAACGGUCCCGCGGGAGCCGCUCUCCCCGUCCCCUCCCUCAGCCCCUGCCCCGAGCGGCGCCGGAUUCUGGGCUCCCGCUGUUCCGUGACCUCCGGCCCC
Messenger RNA from Diceros bicornis minor, 2071 nucleotides. It is a transcript of the gene TMEM145, whose product is annotated as transmembrane protein 145. Gene Ontology annotation, biological process: G protein-coupled receptor signaling pathway; response to pheromone. Bases 1 to 1791 code for a protein of 596 amino acids. The record is from RefSeq and is a predicted model, not a curated record. NCBI's taxonomy places the organism in Eukaryota, Metazoa, Chordata, Mammalia, Perissodactyla, Rhinocerotidae. The transcript has 14 exons.